Lucilia sericata (common green bottle fly) is the source of this 810-nucleotide messenger RNA. RefSeq lists its product as uncharacterized. The transcript has a single exon. The record is from RefSeq and is a predicted model, not a curated record. Bases 4 to 810 code for a protein of 268 amino acids. NCBI's taxonomy places the organism in Eukaryota, Metazoa, Arthropoda, Insecta, Diptera, Calliphoridae.
GAGAUGAAAGACCUGUUGGAAUUGCAACAGAAACAUGAGGCUACAAAUAAUGCAUCGCCAACUAUAAGACUUCAGAUUCCGUUUCAUCCCCCGACCGUAUUGCCAGCUUCACCAGUAAAAGAGGAAGUCAGUAACAAAGAAGGAGAUUCUACAGCUAUAGCCAAGCAAGUACAGCCUGUAAACCAGUUGCAUAGUGAAAAUCGAGUUGUGGUAAUAGAUCUGGUCAGAAAAUGGGGUCUAAAAUAUGAUGGAGGCAAAGAUCCAUUAGGCUUUAUAGAGCGUGCGGAAGAACUGUCCGAUAUGUACAACGUUGAUUUAGACCAUCUACCGCGAGUGAUGCCAGAAUUUUUUAAAGAUAAAGCACUAAUUUGGUUUAGAAACAACAACAAACAUUGGGAAAGGUGGUCAAUGUUUAAAAAAGAUUUCUAUGCUUUCUUUCUUCCUACACGUUACUUUGAAAAACUAGAGGAUGAGAUCCGCAAACGUACCCAGCGUUCACGUGAAACAUUCAAGGAAUACGUGCUUGCUCUUCAAGAUUUAAUGCGACACUCAAAUUUGGUGGAAGAUGAAAAAAUUGAGAGAAUCUUCAGAAACGCCCAUCCGGACUACCAAUGGUACAUUCGAAGAAAGGAUUUCAGUACAUUAAAUGAAUUAAUGCAGCUAGCAGAUGACUUAGAAAGCAUUCCUACCCAUUCACAACACUGGCGUGGAGAGCAUCAUCGAAUGGUGACCACAAAAAUGGACCAUGUUGUACGUCAACCAAAUCAAGGAUGUCAUGGAAACAAACAUAUAAAAAUCAAACACGCUUAA